UGCGUCAUCCCGUUUACAUGUCAUUAAGCUAAAGUUAUAUUUAAACGCUUUUGCACAGUUGGUUCUUUGACACUGUGGUGAAAUUACCAGUAGGGACAUUGAAGUGGUUUAAAUGUUGACUGAAUCAUUCUGAAUUACAGUCAGCAGGGGGCACAAGCUGAACACAGCUGUGAUGCAGCCCAACUGGAAGGAAAUUAAAUGUGUUUAAAAAUGUUGAACACAAUUGGAAGUUUCUCGGCAGUAAGAAUAAAGGGUAGUGCCGGUGGCCACGGCUCCGCAUAAAGAAUAACGUUUUCAUUUCCAUGCUCACAUUCACCGAUACGCAGAUUCUCUUUCAUAGUGUAACUGCACUUCUUCAUAUUCCCGUUGUCUAGUUUCCACUUCAAUUUCUUCAAAGUAUAAAAUUGUUUUGAACAACACUAUUUGCCCUCAUGUGCACAGACGUUGUGGCAUUUGAGUCAUGUGAUGUUUACCUUGUGCAAGAGGUGUAAGAAUAGCCUCUCCCACAUGUUUACGGUACUUGGUGUUUAUCUGCCGUGGAUGCUGACGUAUGUCAUAAGACACUUGUGCAACAAGGGAUGAGAAAUGCUUCGUGGAUGAUUGGGAAUUAGACUUUGAAAUCUAAAUUCAUCCGAUUUACAUUAUUGGUAAAAUGUAAAAUCCAUCGUUCAAGAAAUGACUCAUGCAAUUUAGUUCCCAUAAGCACAAGUACAGGGGUGUAGACUGUAUUCACCCUUUGUUUUGAUUCAUUAAAGACCAACCUCUGAUGUUUGGGGGGUAAAUCACAUGGUUAUAUAUAUCUCAGACAGCUAGACCAUUUACUGUGUCUCUCCCCUACUCUCUCACCCCAUGUCCUGUUUGACCUUCACUGUAUCAACCAAAAUAAAGGUUUAAUAUCCACCAAAAAAUAAGCUAACAUAUGUCACAUUCACUUUUGUAAAAAUCCUCUGGAGUUCUCUAAAUAGCCGGUGCUUUACAAACAGCAGGGAAGUCCAAACAAUACAUUUGGCCUCAAACCUGCCAAAACACUCAAAUUAGUAAUAAGUGUAUUAAUUACAUUUAUGAACCCUUAUCCAGUAAAUAGAUCUUUGUUUUCUUAAAUAAAUAAGGAAACUACUCAAAUGUACAUAAUCAACAAUCAACAACCACAACCACGUGGUCACAGGAUGUUGAUGUUGACUGGUUUAGCUCCCGAUCCCAGGUAAACCAGUCACGUGGGUCCUGUUUGUCUCCGAUCGGUCCCCAACUUCUGUUGCUGUUAGAUAGGGACACGGUGCCCAGUGGACCAUCUGACACAUGCUACACUGGGUGUGUGUGUGUGUGGGGGGGGGCAUUUCUGUGAAAAGGUCCAGGGCCAGCAAGCAGGCAGGAAUGUGUGCUCUGGUUGGUCGACAGGAUUGGGUGUCACCAGCUGUGAGGGGCUGGUAUAAAGGGCAGAUCUGCUAGCUCGCAGCCAGAACAGAUAGCAGCUCUAUCACAGGCAACACUAAGGAGAAGUCUGCCCUCGGCCUUUCUGACUCUUUUAACUCGACACAGAGUGAAUAGUCGGGCGAUUAGGAAUCUUACAGCUGUAAGCAAAGACUUCCACAAUGGACGUUCAGAGGACAGGAACUAUGGUCCGGCCCCCGAGCCCCAUGGAUAGCCUGGAGAAGCAGCUGAGCUGCCCCAUCUGCCUGGAGAUGUUCACCAAGCCUGUGGUCAUUCUGCCCUGCCAGCACAACCUGUGCCGUGGCUGUGCCAGUGACCUCUAUGACUCGCGCAACCCCUACCGCUUUUCAGGUGGUGUCUUCCGAUGCCCUACGUGCCGAUUUGAGGUUGUGCUCGACCGCCAUGGCGUCCACGGGCUCCAGCGCAACCUAUUGGUAGAAAACAUUAUUGACAUCUAUAAGCAGCAGCAAGAAGGCAACGGCAGUGGAACUACAGAAACUACCAUUAAGCCCAAAGAAUCCAAAGAGCCCAUGUGCCAAGAACACGAAGAAGAGAAAAUCAACAUCUACUGCAUCACCUGCAAAGUGCCCACCUGCUCCAUGUGCAAGGUGUUCGGUCAACACAAGGACUGCGAGGUGGCACCUAUAGCGAGUGUGUACCAGACACAGAAAACUGAACUGAGCAACGCUAUCGAUACCCUGGUUUCCAGCAAUGGGCGUCUACAGGCUCUUCUCAACCAGAUGGAAGACGCCUGCCGUGUGGUGCAGGAGAACGCUCAGCGUGCGAAGACCGGCUUAGCUGAGCGCUUUGACCAUUUGUAUGCUGUUCUCGAAGACCGCAAGAACAUUCUCCUAGAGCAGAUUAGUAAAGAGCAAGAUGAGAAGGUGGCCGCUCUCCGGGCUCUGGCUCAACGUUACGGUGAACGACUGCUAUCGAGCACGGAGCUCACCGACACGGCCGUGAGGGCGCUGGAGCAAAGUGGUAGUGCCGAGUUUCUCGUAGCUUCCAAGGGCCUCAUCCUGCAGACGAAGGACGCAGCCAAAUGUUCGCUCGGGGAGGAGAGGCCAGAGCCCGGCUUCGAGAAGAUGGACCACUUCACUUUGUCGACGGAGCAUGUUGAAGCAGUCCUGGCAAAGAUGGACUUUGGAGUUUGUGAAGAUGAGGAUUUCGAAGAUGCAGAGGAGGAGGAAGAAGAAGAGGAGGAGGAAGAGGAGGAGGAAUAAUGAAUAUUCAAAGUGUUAUGGGACUUGUAGGAAAUACUGAAAUAUGUCCUUCAAAGGGAUUUAAGGUUAAUGAAGGGACUGUGUUUAAUGUUAAGGGAAAUAUAAGGGGACAGGUUGUGUGCUACAAUGGCAUGCCCUUAAUUCAGUGCAAUAUUUGAUGUCAAUGUUAUAUUUGUGUAUUUUUAUACUUUUGUACUUCUGAACCAUGUAAAUUGUGACAUGUGGUUGAGUCGUGAACAUAUAGAAUGCCUGAAAAGGCUCACACCCAAUUUCCUCAAAUGAAGCUUUUGGGAAAUAGUUGUAGUAAUUUUUUCUCAUAUUGUCAAGAUUGUGUUGAAACUGUUUCCAUGUCUGCCUUUAAGUGAACAUUGGAAUAAAACUGCAUGAAUUUAAAGAA
Molecule: messenger RNA, 3048 nt
Organism: Pleuronectes platessa (European plaice)
Lineage: Eukaryota; Metazoa; Chordata; Actinopteri; Pleuronectiformes; Pleuronectidae
Gene: trim63b
Product: tripartite motif containing 63b
Exons: 1
Coding region: 1590-2651 (353 amino acids)
Molecular function (GO): zinc ion binding
Source: RefSeq, a predicted model, not a curated record